Molecule: messenger RNA, 443 nt
Organism: Ambispora gerdemannii
Lineage: Eukaryota; Fungi; Glomeromycota; Glomeromycetes; Archaeosporales; Ambisporaceae
Source: the annotation of a GenBank genome assembly
AAUUUGCACAAAAAUUGAAAAAAGAAAAUCAACUAGAACGAGUUUAUAUCAAAUCGCUUGAAGAAGAGAACAGAGAGCUGAAAGAAGAAAAUGCGGGAUUAGAAGAAGAAAACUACGACCAGAAAAAAGAAAAUGAAGUGUUAUUUGAAAAUAUAAGAAAGCUUAGCCAUGAACUUAUAGAUCUUGAAUUUAAAAAUACAGGAUACAAAAGAGAAAACUUACCUCUCAAAUCAGAAAUUUUGAUGCUUAGAGAAAGGUUAUUCGAACAAACCCGAUUAAGUGAUUCAAAAGAUUUGAUCAGUUUGAUGAGUCCAAACAUUUUAAACAAUUCGAUAAUUUCAAAGAAAUCGAGGAGUUCGAGCAGUUCAAGUAGCUCAAGAAGUUCAAGUAGUUUGAUAAUCUCGAAGAAUUCAGGCAGCUCGAGGAGUUUAACAGUUCAAUGA